AUGCGAUAUCUCGCUUCAAUCGUGCCACUUUUGGCCACAACUGCAGCUGCAGCCGUCAUUCAGAACGUCCCCCGAGCUGCAAUUACAGGAAAUCCCUUCUCGGGCUAUCAACUCUACCCAAACACAUACUAUGCAUCAGAAGUCUCAGCCUCGGCCCUGCCAUCAAUGACAGGAGCAGCCGCAGCUGCAGCAAGCAAAGCAGCCCAGGUGCCAUCGUUCUUCUGGCUAGAUACCGCAGCCAAAGUCCCGACAAUGAGCACCUACCUGGCAGAUAUCAAAGCCAAAAAUGCCGCUGGUGCUAGUCCCCCAAUUGCGGGCACAUUCGUGGUAUACGAUCUUCCUGAUCGGGACUGUGCCGCUUUGGCAAGUAACGGGGAGUAUUCAAUUGCCAAUGGGGGAGUUGCAAAAUACAAGGCUUAUAUUGAUUCUAUUCGGGCUAUUUUGCUUCAGUACUCUGAUGUUAGGACGAUUCUGGUUAUUGAGCCUGAUAGCUUGGCUAAUUUAGUCACCAACAUGGCUGUUUCCAAGUGUGCUAAUGCCCAUGAUGCUUAUUUGGAAUGUACCAAUUACGCAGUUACGCAAUUGAAUUUGGACAAUGUUGCCAUGUAUCUCGAUGCUGGACAUGCGGGAUGGCUUGGUUGGCCAGCCAAUUUGAGCCCAGCAGCAACACUUUUCGCACAGGUAUAUAACAAUGCCUUGAAGCCUGCAUCACUCCGAGGACUGGCCACAAAUGUUGCCAAUUACAACGGCUGGUCUCUGUCUACGUGCCCAUCGUACACCUCGGGUGAUUCCAACUGCGACGAGAAGAGAUAUGUUAAUGCAAUUGCCCCCCUUCUCUCGAGUGCAGGCUGGGAUGCUCACUUCAUUACUGACACUGGUCGAAAUGGUGUCCAACCUACCCAGCAGAAUGCCUGGGGUGAUUGGUGCAAUGUGAAAGGAACUGGAUUUGGUGUUCGCCCGACUACUACUACCGGUGAUGCGCUUGAGGAUGCGUUUGUUUGGGUGAAGCCUGGCGGCGAGAGUGAUGGCACUUCGGAUAGUAGUUCGGCUCGCUACGAUGCUCACUGUGGAUACAGUGAUGCUCUUCAGCCUGCUCCUGAAGCUGGAACCUGGUUCCAGGCGUACUUCGCUCAGCUUAUCGCAAACGCAAACCCCUCAUUCUAA
Molecule: messenger RNA, 1164 nt
Organism: Penicillium nucicola
Lineage: Eukaryota; Fungi; Ascomycota; Eurotiomycetes; Eurotiales; Aspergillaceae
Gene: cbhC
Product: putative cellobiohydrolase
Exons: 6
Coding region: 1-1164 (387 amino acids)
Biological process (GO): cellulose catabolic process
Molecular function (GO): hydrolase activity, hydrolyzing O-glycosyl compounds
Source: RefSeq, a predicted model, not a curated record